Theobroma cacao (cacao) is the source of this 3703-nucleotide messenger RNA. The record is from RefSeq and is a predicted model, not a curated record. NCBI's taxonomy places the organism in Eukaryota, Viridiplantae, Streptophyta, Magnoliopsida, Malvales, Malvaceae.
UAUUGCUCUGUUCUUUCUGCAAGUUUUCUUUCCACAAGCAAAGAAAGCUUUGACUUCCUCUUUUUAUAGCAAGUAUAAGAAGGACAUGCCAAUACGAAUUCUUGGAGGUUUUGUUGGGAUUUUGGCAAGGUGUUUUCCAUGUCUUCAGAGAGACUCAUUGCUGGUGAUGCUAUGCGGUCUGACGAGACAAUGCACAAUCCAACAGCGGCCUUGCCAUGGUCCGGUUCUUUCAGACAAUGUGGCGAAAAUGAUUCAAUUUUCGAAGAACUUCCCAAGGCAAUGAUUGUAUCAGUUUCCAGGCCUGAUACAGGAGACAUGAGUCCCAUGCUCCUGUCUUACACCAUUGAAGUUCAAUACAAACAGUUCAAGUGGCGAUUGCUGAAGAAGGCUUCGCAAGUUCUCUAUCUACACUUCGCAUUGAAGAAACGUGUCAUUAUCGAGGAGUUUCACGAAAAACAGGAACAGGUUAAAGAAUGGCUUCAAAGCUUAGGAAUAGUUGACCAGGUAGCAGUAGUGCAAGAUGAUGAUGAACCUGAUGAUGGAGCCAUUCCUUUACAUCACGAAGGAAGUUCGAGAAACAGAAAUGUUCCAUCUCUUGCUGCUUUGCCUAUUCUUCGUCCAACACUAGGAGGGCAGCAAAUCGUUUCGGACAAAGCCAAAGUGGCAAUGCAAGGUUAUUUGAAUCAUUUCCUGGGAAACAUGGAUAUAGUAAAUUCUAGAGAGGUUUGCAAAUUUUUGGAGGUCUCUAAAUUGUCAUUUUCAUGGGAAUAUGGUCCAAAGUUAAAAGAAGGUUAUGUUAUGGUGAAGCAUCUAUCACAAGUCUCUGGAGAUGACGAUAUUGGAUGUUUUCCAUGCCAGUGGUUUAGUUGCUGGAAUAACAGUUGGAAAAAGGUGUGGGCAGUUCUAAAGCCAGGGUUUUUGGCAUUGCUUGAAGAUCCUUUUGACACAAAACUCUUAGACAUAGUUGUUUUCGAUGUCCUACCAAUGUCAAAUGAAGAUGUGAAGUCCCCGGUGUAUUUAGCAGACCAGAUAAAGGAACGUAAUCCUUUGUUCUAUGCAUUUAAGGUCUCUUGUGGAAGUCGGAGCAUAAAUUUGAGAGUUACAAGUAAUGGUAAAGCCAAAGAAUGGGUUGCUGCAAUUAACUAUGCAGGCAUAAGGGCCCCUGAUGGCUGGUGUUAUCCUCACCGCUUUGGUUCCUUUGCUCCUCCAAGAGGUUCGAAUGAAGAUGGGAGUCAAGCUCAAUGGUUUAUUGAUGGUAAAGCUGCUUUUGAAGCAAUAGCUGCUUCAAUAGAGAAGGCAAAAUCAGAGAUAUUCAUAACUGGCUGGUGGCUCUGCCCAGAGCUGUACCUGAGACGCCCUUUUCAAAGUAAUUCUUCCUCUCGGCUUGAUGAACUACUAGAAGCAAAAGCCAAGCAAGGAGUUCAGAUUUACAUUCUUCUCUACAAGGAGGUUUCUAUUGCUUUGAAAAUCAAGAGUUUGUACAGCAAGAAAUUGCUUCGUAACAUUCAUGAGAAUGUGAGGGUGCUGCGCUAUCCUGACCAUUUGUCAACAGGCAUAUAUUUAUGGUCCCAUCAUGAGAAACUUGUUAUUGUUGAUUACCAGAUAUGCUUUAUUGGAGGUCUAGAUUUGUGCUUUGGACGGUAUGACACCGUUGAACAUAGAGUGGGAGAUUGCCCUCCCUUUACAUGGCCUGGAAAGGACUACUACAAUCCCAGAGAAUCUGAACCUAACUCUUGGGAGGAAUCAAUGAAAGAUGAACUCGAAAGAGGAAAAUAUCCCCGUAUGCCAUGGCACGAUGUCCACUGUGCUCUAUGGGGACCGCCAUGUCGUGAUGUUGCUAGGCACUUUGUACAACGUUGGAACCAUGCCAAGAGAAAUAAAGCUCCACAUGAGCAAACAAUUCCACUACUUAUGCCUCAACACCACAUGGUCCUCCCUCAUUACAUGGGAAAUAGAGAGAUUGACAUUGAAAGUAAGGGAGAGGACCAUCAAAAAGACCUCAGCAGACAGGAUUCCUUUUCCUCACGAUCACCUUUUGAAGAUAUCCCACUGCUUUUGCCCCAGGAAUCUGAUGGACUUGUUGUUUCUAAUGGAGACCAGAAGUUAAAUGGUCUGCCCAGUAAGCAUGAUCCUUUAUCUAAAGAACAUGGAGAUCAUGGAAGCUCUUUAUCUUCCCAUGAUUCUGAAGUUGACUCCUUAGGUUCAGACACACAAAUUAAAGUUACUGCAGAUGACCAUCAUUCCAUGGAUCCUCGAAGUAACCUGGAAUCAAAUGGAAUGCCACAAUCAGACAUGGAAGUUUCAGAUGAAUGGUGGGAAACCACUGUGAAUGAUAAUAAUGAUGCUUCUGCAGACGAAUAUGGAGAAACUGGCCCUCGCACAGCAUGUCAUUGUCAGGUUAUCAGAAGUGUCAGCCAGUGGUCUGCUGGAACCAGUCAAACUGAAGAUAGUAUUCAUAGUGCUUAUUGUUCCCUGAUUGAGAAAGCAGAACAUUUGAUUUACAUUGAGAAUCAAUUUUUUAUAUCAGGUCUUGCAGAAGAUGAGAUUAUACAGAACCGUGUCCUGGAAGCAUUGUACCGGAGGAUUCUGCGUGCAUACAAAGAACAGAAAUGUUUUCGGGUUGUUGUAGUCAUACCACUCUUACCAGGUUUCCAGGGAGGUUUGGAUGAUACUGGUGCAGCAACUGUUAGAGCCUUAGUUCACUGGCAGUAUCGAACAAUUUCCAGAGAGAAAACUUCUAUAUUGCAUAAUCUGAACGCAAAACUUGGCCAUAAAACAUGGGAUUACAUUUCCUUUUAUGGUCUGAGAUCAUAUGGUAGACUUUCUGAUGGUGGUCCUGCAGCUACCAGUCAGGUUUACGUGCAUAGCAAAUUGAUGAUUAUAGAUGAUCGUAUUGCUUUGAUUGGUUCAUCUAAUAUUAAUGAUAGGAGUUUGCUCGGAUCAAGAGACUCUGAGAUUGGAGUAGUCAUUGAAGACAAGGAAUUUCUUGAAUCAACUAUGAAUGGAGAGCCUUGGAAGGCCGGAAAGUUUGCUCAUAGCCUGCGGUGCGCGCUGUGGUCUGAGCACCUUGGCCUUCAUCAAGGAGAGAUCAGUAAGAUUAGUGAUCCUGUGUUGGAACAAACUUACCGGAAACUAUGGCUAGCAACUGCAGAGGCCAAUAGCAUGAUCUUCCAAGAUGUCUUUGCUUGCAUCCCCAAUGAUCUUAUACACUCCAGGUACACUCCUGCAGGCAGAUCCUCUAUUUUUUGUUCUUUAAUCAGAAUCCUUUCUUUCUCAUAUGAUCCGUAUCCUGUCAAACACAGAGCUGCUCUGAGACAAGACAUGGCCUAUUGGAAGGAGAAACUUGGGCACACCACCAUUGAUUUAGGUGUAGCCCCUGAGAAGCUAGAAACCAAAGAGAAUGGAGAGGUUGAAACCGAAGAUCCCAUGGAGAGACUUAAAUUGAUUCAGGGACAUCUUGUUUUAUUCCCUUUGAAGUUCAUGUGUCAAGAAGAUUUGAGACCAGUAUUUAAUGAGAGUGAGUUUUAUGCAUCUCCUCAAGUGUUUCAUUAAGAAUAUCAUAUGGAGCAGUGGCAAUACCACACUCAUAGAUUCCGACAGAAGAAAACAAGGAAUGGAGUAUUGAUUACUAGAAUGCCAUUGAUACCUCUCUGUGCAUAAUCUGUACAUAAUAGGCAAAGAAAAUGGCAAUUUUUUCAGCUGA